CAACACAUUCAUCUCUUCAGCUCUGCCCUGCUAUCUCUCCAAUUCCCAGCCUUUUCAUCUCAAGGACCAUGUCUACCAAAAUCAUCAAGAGUCAAACCAGCCACCGUGGCUACAGUGCCAGCUCAGCCAGAGUGCCUGGCCUCAACCGCUCUGGCUUCAGCAGUGUAUCUGUGUGCCGCUCCCGGGGCAGCGGUGGCUCCGGUGCAGUGUGUGGAGGAGCUGGCUUUGGCAGCAGGAGCCUCUAUGGUGUGGGGAGCUCCAAGAGGAUCUCCAUCGGAGGGGGCAGCUGUGGCACUGGAGGAGGCUAUGGCAGCCGAUUUGGAGGAGGCUUCGGCAUUGGAGGAGGAGCUGGAGGUAGCUUUGGCUUUGGCACUGGAGCUGGCUUUGGUGGUGGCUAUGGGGGAGCUGGCUUCCCGGUGUGUCCACCUGGAGGCAUCCAAGAGGUCACCAUCAACCAGAGCCUCCUCACCCCCCUGAACCUGCAAAUCGACCCCACCAUCCAGCGGGUCAGGACUGAGGAGAGGGAGCAGAUCAAGACCCUCAACAACAAGUUUGCCUCCUUCAUCGACAAGGUGCGGUUCCUGGAGCAGCAGAACAAGGUCCUGGACACCAAGUGGACCCUGCUGCAGGAGCAGGGCACCAAGACUGUGAGGCAGAACCUGGAGCCUCUUUUUGAGCAGUACAUCAGCAACCUCCGCAGACAGCUGGACAGCAUCGUGGGAGAGAGGGGUCGCCUGGACUCAGAACUGAGGAACAUGCAGGACACAGUAGAGGACUACAAGAGCAAAUAUGAAGAUGAAAUCAACAAGCGCACAGCAGCAGAGAAUGAAUUUGUGACCCUGAAGAAGGAUGUAGAUGCUGCCUACAUGAACAAGGUUGAACUGCAAGCCAAGGCAGACAGUCUAAUAGAUGAGAUCAACUUCCUGAGAGCUUUCUAUGAAGCGGAGCUGUCUCAGAUGCAAACUCACAUCUCAGACACAUCUGUGGUCCUCUCGUUGAAUGGUGAAGGUGUUGGACCAGUCAACAUCUCUGUGGUGCAGUCCACUGUGUCCAGCGGCUAUGGCAGUGCAGGUGGUGCCAGCAGCAGCUUUGGCCUGGGAGGAGGCAACAGCAGCUACUCCUACAGCAGUAGCCAUGGCCUGGGAGGUGGCUUCAGUGCUGGCAGUGGCAGAGUCAUCGGAGGUGGCCUCAGCUCUUCUGGUGGCAGUGCUUCCACCAUCAAGUUUACCACUACCUCCUCCAGCAGGAAGGGCUACAGGCCCUGAAGUCCCUGUCACCAAGAGCUUGUCCCUGGUCCCAGGCAUCAUGGCUGCAGAACCCUGUGCUCAGAGCCUUGUGUUCUGGGGCAUCUCCUCGCUGGAUCCCGACCUCUGCUCUCUUCUUGGGGCUGAGGAGGGUGUUCCUUUUGCUCAUAUUUCUGUCCACAUGGGUCCACACUGCUCAUCUUUUGAUAGUCAUCCUCUGAGCCCACAUCACAAUUCACUCAUAUUUGGUGCUUCAUUUUCUAUUUGGUUUCCAGGCUCUUGCCUCCCUACCUCUGUCUCUGAGGCUGCCCGUGAAAGGAUAUGUCUCUGUCACCUUCAUUUUUGAAAUCAUUGUCUGGGUCCUACUCAAGAAAAGAGCAGCUCCCUAUUAGUUUCCAAUGGCCUGAGAAACCCCGUCUUUCAACAUCAUAAAUCUCCCUGUCAGUAACUGUGACUGCCCAGUCACUGGUCCUGUGAUGUGGAGUCUGUGCUCAUGUGAUGUCUUUGCUUUUCUUGAUGCUCUUUGCUUCCUUGUAAUUGCUAAAUAAAGCAGGUUUAUAAAUAACAAA
Mastomys coucha (southern multimammate mouse) is the source of this 1813-nucleotide messenger RNA. Its product is annotated as keratin, type II cytoskeletal 6A. The coding region runs from base 69 to 1265 and encodes 398 amino acids. Gene Ontology annotation, molecular function: structural constituent of skin epidermis. Gene Ontology annotation, biological process: intermediate filament organization; keratinization. NCBI's taxonomy places the organism in Eukaryota, Metazoa, Chordata, Mammalia, Rodentia, Muridae. The transcript is spliced from 7 exons. Gene Ontology annotation, cellular component: keratin filament. The record is from RefSeq and is a predicted model, not a curated record.